Oppia nitens is the source of this 1167-nucleotide messenger RNA. Its product is annotated as calmodulin. Lineage: Eukaryota; Metazoa; Arthropoda; Arachnida; Sarcoptiformes; Oppiidae. The record is from RefSeq and is a predicted model, not a curated record. Bases 578 to 1027 code for a protein of 149 amino acids. Gene Ontology annotation, molecular function: calcium ion binding; enzyme regulator activity. The transcript is spliced from 4 exons.
CACAAGUUUGUCCCGAACGGCCAUAAAUUCAAAACCAAUCAACAAUCUAGUGGCCAACCUAUCGGCUAAUCGGUAAUAUUUGUCAAAAUAUUACUAUCGGUUGGCAUUUGGCCGCUGGUCUGAGACCAAGGAUUGGUUAAUCAAUUGACGCCAACAUCAUAGCGCUUGUAUUGAGAGGAGAAGCGCACACAUCGUUACUAUCGGUUGACUGUCGUCUACAACACAUAUAUACAGUACUUACAGAUAUACACACAUAGAGUAUGUAUUGUAUUAUUGGAGAGUAAUAUGUGUUGUGUUGUGUUGUGUUAGUACAGUGUGUAAUACAUAAGCGAAUAGCCAUUCACUCGGAUCUCUCAGUCCUUAACUAUUGAUUCAUUUGAAAAAUCAGUUUAUAUUCAAACAGACCUCCAGUUUGUCUCUACACUACACUCUCAACUCAACCGCUGUUUGUGUGAAACCCAUUCAUUGCACAUAAAAAGCAACUAUCGGUGUGUCAUAUAUUCAGUUYAUUCAGUAUAUUAUUAGCUGAGCUCAAGACAUCACCCAAACAACUGUUCUCUCUCUCAGAUCAUUUACAAUGGCCGACCAAUUAACUGAAGAACAAAUUGCUGAAUUCAAGGAAGCGUUUUCUCUGUUCGACAAAGACGGCGACGGAACGAUCACAACCAAAGAGUUGGGAACAGUUAUGCGAUCGUUAGGUCAGAAUCCUACCGAAGCCGAACUGCAAGACAUGAUCAAUGAAGUGGACGCUGAUGGUAACGGAACGAUUGAUUUUCCCGAAUUUCUAACAAUGAUGGCCAGGAAAAUGAAAGACACGGAUAGUGAGGAAGAGAUUCGAGAAGCUUUUCGGGUGUUUGAUAAAGACGGUAAUGGAUUUAUUAGCGCCGCUGAGCUGCGCCACGUAAUGACCAAUUUGGGUGAAAAACUUACCGACGAAGAAGUGGAUGAAAUGAUUAGGGAAGCAGAUAUUGACGGUGAUGGACAAGUCAACUAUGAAGAAUUCGUAACAAUGAUGACAUCUAAAUGAAGAGUCAUUUUUUCGGUUCAUUCAAUUGGAUCUGUAAUUUAUAAUUAAAUUUCAUUAUAAAAACAAAUGUAAACAUAAUUUGAAAAAACAAAUACUAUUAUAAAAUACGAUAAACAAAAUUGAAUGAUAAAACAUAUGAU